Messenger RNA from Rhopilema esculentum, 1531 nucleotides. Lineage: Eukaryota; Metazoa; Cnidaria; Scyphozoa; Rhizostomeae; Rhizostomatidae. The record is from RefSeq and is a predicted model, not a curated record.
AGCAAGAACGUUGACCACAUGUCGAUUGUUGUUUCGGAAAGAUGGCUAACAACCAAAAACGUUCCAAUCGCUUCGCCUACCAGAAGGAAAAGACAGCAUACUUACGGACAUGCAGAAGAAAAUCAAUCCAGUUUCAGAAAUGGGUCGACGAUGGAAAAAAAUUUGUUCCGCCAGUACUGUUUAUGUACUUACAAGGAAACAAGUUAACAUUUUCAGGACAUCCGAUGCUAGUUGGUGCUUUCAGAGAGUCAAUCACUCUGAUCAAAAAAAUUGUUUGUGAGGCGCUGGCCUCCAAAACAAUAUCGGAGGUGCUGCCAUCCAUUCGACGCAAGAAACAUCGCAAGAAAUCAAAAUUUGAAGAGCAGGAGAUAAUCUCACACCGAACGAAAGGCACUUCAUCUAUACCUUCUGAAAAAGGACGCGUUGCUUAGAGAUCGCAACGAUCAAGAACCGUUACUUACGAUAGGCAGCUGGAAGCAAGAGCAUACGCCUUGCAAGGCAAGCAAAAGGAAAAUUCAAAAUCGAAGACCUUCCGCAAAUAAUGAGAAGAAUUGACAACAAGUCUGAAUUUUUUCAUGCUGAUUCCAAAAUAUCUGGCUGGUAUUCCAAAUUAAGAGCCUUGCCUCGUGGGAAAUUCCCCAUAGUGACAACCGGCAAUGGAGACUGUCUCUUUAAUGCUGUGGGGAUUUCCCUCUAAGAAAGGGAAGACAUUGCUCCGGUCCUACGCUUGGGAAGCAUUCAAGAAGCUGUUCAACAUGUCGCACACUUUGUUGAAGAUGUACUUGCAACAUGUUGUCGAACCGGAAAUGAAUACAAAAAUUUUCAUUGCUGACAGCAUGGUUUCGGACGCUAUAUGAAAAACUCCACAAAAAGAAAUGCACCUUAAGGCGAGGAGAAUCGUUCCCUACGAUUCCCUUCUUGACAAAGAAAUGUUGGUUUUUGCAUGCAAUUUGACGAUAACCACCCUCGACUCUCUCGGAAGACUUUUCAAUGAAAGGAUUGCUGAAAAGUUCGUCGAGUUUUUAAACGGCUCGUGUAGCAAAGGAAAAUGGUAAUGUCCUUCCCAGUCUCAAGAAGCUCGAGUCAAUGGUUCCACGACAGAAAAGCUCCUUUGACUGCGGUUUUAUGAUGCUACAUAACAUCCAAUUUGUCACAAAAAAGGAUUACAAGAUGCAGGGAAACAGACUGUCCAUUGAGGAUGACGAGACUAUAGGAGCUAUAAAACGGCUUGAUUUUUUAUCUGCAACGAGUAGCAGGUACGUAAUACCGAUUUAUCACCUAACGCGUUUAUCGCAAGGUUUUUGUAAGACAUAUUUCGACCAGAGAUAUUUUGCAGCAGGAAUACAGCGCGUUUAAAAAAUUAAACCAGUCAAAUAGAUAUUUUCUAAAAAUUGAGGAAAAAAUCAGCUUUCGACUUUUGAAAUUAUUGACUAGCUUUUUCUUUACUGGCCCAGGUUUUCCUGUUUUUGAACCAUAAGUAGAGAGCGCAGUGAUCCAUAUGAUUUUAUGCGCUUCAGACAAGAAUUUUCUU